This is a messenger RNA of Pseudoliparis swirei, 2360 nucleotides long. Its product is annotated as macrosialin-like. Gene Ontology annotation, cellular component: membrane. The record is from RefSeq and is a predicted model, not a curated record. The transcript has 6 exons. Lineage: Eukaryota; Metazoa; Chordata; Actinopteri; Perciformes; Liparidae. The coding region runs from base 95 to 1204 and encodes 369 amino acids.
CAGUGCAGGCGCAGCGGCGUGUUGCACAUUGAGCUCCAGCCCAGCGAGCAGCAGUGACCAGCUCGACCCACCACUACCACUACCUGUCGCCGAGAUGAAGAGCGCGCUCGUGUUCGCCUUCGUGGCCUGCUGCGCGGCCUCAGCGCUGUCAUUGACUGAAGAUGACAAGAAUUCCAUACCGUCUGCAACCAUGAGCUCUGCAGAGCAGUUUAGCCAUGACCCUACGACACACCACAAGCAUACGACUACUACCCUCAAGCCUACCACCACCACCAAGCCCACUACUACCCUCAAGCCUACCACCAAGCCCACUACUACCCUCAAGCCUACCACCAAGCCCACUACUACCCUCAAGCCUACCACCAAGCCCACUACCCCCAAGCCUACCACCAAGCCCACUACCCCCAAGCCUACCCCCACCACCAAGCCCACUACCACCAAGCCCUCUACUACCACCAAGCCCUCUACCACCACCAAGCCCUCUACCACCACCAAGCCCUCUACCACCCCCAAGCCUACCACCAAGCCCACUACUACCCCCAAGCCUACCACCACCCCCAAGCCCACUACUACUCCCAAGCCCACCCCUCCCAGACCAACUCCCUCCGUCAACAUUACUGGAGGAAACUACACGGUCAUGACGGACAACAACGUGACGUGCCUGAUGGCUCAGAUGUCCCUCCGGAUCCGACUGGCCACAGCAAAGGCCAAUGGAUCCUUCAUCGUUCAGCCGAAGAUGACGGCGGCAGAAGGAGGCUGUAAAGGAAGCACGGCCAGGCUGACCCUCGUCUUCAAAGAGGGCAACAUCACCUUCAUGUUCAACAAGAGCGCUGACAACACGGUGUACGUUGACGCGCUGUCCUUCAACCUCUCCUACCCCUUAACAGCAGGCCAAACCCAGUACACUGCCCACAACAAGUCGUUGCACCUCUUCCCUGCGAAGGUCGGACACUCGUACUCGUGCCGGCGUGAGACCGUCUCCAUGGGCUACGGCCUGUUCCUGGACGUGGACCAGGACACGCUGCAGGCCUUCAACCUGACCCGGGGCGGAGGCUUCGGCUCCCCUGAGCCCUGUUCUGCCGACCGGCCCGACUACCGCGUGGCCAUCGCGGUGGGCGUGACGCUGCUGGUGCUCAUCGUGGUGGUGGUGGUGGCCUACCUGCUGGGCCGCCGGAGGAGGGCCAACGGCUACCAGUCCCUGUGAGGGACAGUUCAGAGUCACUCGGGGGUCCACGAACACCCAGCAUGCCAUGUUUCUGUUCUCGUGUGGGUUUAGUGCCGAGGUUCCCCGUGUGGAGGCCGGAGUGUGCCGCUGGAGUAACUAUGUGUUGAGAGGUGAUUUAUUGGCUCUACUUUGCACUAUGGAACUCUGAUAUUAUGGAAUAAAUUAAUCAAAUUCAUGAAAUGAAGAUUUAAAAAUGAAAAGCUCAUGAAAUUAGCCAAUUAAUCCCUCUUUUCUAUCAUUAGAAUUGCUGAAUGAAUCUCAAAAUACAUUACAAUUUAACUUUUGUUAAACCAUUUUCAUUUUUGUUGUAUCUUUUUCACAAUUUAUUAGUAUUUCUAUUCUUUACAAACGAGAGGUGUGUUUAAUUUAACACGAGACUUCACAAGUUAAAAUGCGAUAACGGCCUCAGUUCAAAUUAUUUAAAGUUUAGAAGAAUGAAUAUUAUAAAUGUAAGACUAUUCAAUCGAUGCAAAUGUGAUGAAUAUAUUUAAAGUAGCUUUUGUAUUAUUAUUCCAGUGGCACACUCCAUGCAUAGGUUUUUCAAAAUAAGACAACAUUUUCUAGAUUCUACUUUUUUGCCAAUUAGACCAAUGUAUUGACAAAAUCAGAGUAUCUAAAUGAUAUACAUAUUACAUAUGAGUUAGUCCUCCGUUGUUUAAAGAUUAUGUGACUGUAUUGUUAAUUUUUUUUGUUUAAAGAAUCAAAUAUGUUGUGCUCUGUCUUAUAGGGAUUGUAUUUUUUAAAGAAGGGACGUUGUAUCCAUAAUGUUACAGGUGAUCAUACGAGUGUGUGUGCUGCAUUAUUGAUUAUGGCUAAAGGGAAAAUUACAGGAAUGUUGGGCAGGGAUUCCUAAACCUGGUGAACGAUGUCUGCUCUGAUUGCUGUUUGUUUUUUAACUCAUGUCUGGGGGGACGGUCCAUGUGGGUCAGUCUGAUCCGGAUCAGACCUCCAUGAGUAACGUUGAUCAUCUACUUAUGCUAUGUACUGCCAACAAUAAAAGGAAGCUGACAUUUUGGGAACUACAAGUUUUCUGUUUCAGUGUUUAUGAUCAAUGUCAGGACUCGUGAUCAGCAUGUGGCAGAUUAGGCACAUCUGGGAUAUUUGGCUAUUAAAAUAAAAUGUAAAUUCACCCACA